This is a messenger RNA of Cimex lectularius (bed bug), 6131 nucleotides long. It is a transcript of the gene Fhos, whose product is annotated as FH1/FH2 domain-containing protein 3. Lineage: Eukaryota; Metazoa; Arthropoda; Insecta; Hemiptera; Cimicidae. The coding region runs from base 65 to 5764 and encodes 1899 amino acids. Gene Ontology annotation, molecular function: actin filament binding. Gene Ontology annotation, cellular component: cytoskeleton; cytoplasm. The transcript has 27 exons. Gene Ontology annotation, biological process: actin filament network formation; cortical actin cytoskeleton organization. The record is from RefSeq and is a predicted model, not a curated record.
GACCAGUAGUCCCGGGACUUCUGAACUGACAGUGUUUUCUAAUGCAUCUGACUCUAUUUUGGAUAUGUCUUCAUACGGAUCAUAUGUGCCAUGGAGUAAGGGUUCAACGUAUUCAAGAGUCGGGAGUACCGUUUCGUCAAUAGAUCGCCCGUCCAGGACGAGUUACGGCAGCCUCCCCAGGACUUAUGGAACUCCCAGGGCGUCGGUCGAGAGGACGGUCGAGCCGGCGUCGCCGACGCGAAACAAUGCCGAACAACCGAAAUCCUACACCUCGAGAUUUUCGAGAAGCUAUUCGACAGAAAGGAACGCCGAUAGCGUGAAGCCUCCAGAAAUAAGAAAGUACGGAGGUUACACGGCUCCGGAGACGCCCGCCCUCCGUUUGGGCAGUUCGUCCAGAUUCGGCGGGCAAAUCGUCCGAUCCCCGAUUUCCGAGAAAAGUCCAAAUGUUUUCGGGGUCUCGCCUGUGUCCGAGAAAAGCCCGUCUGCGUUCGGGUCGGUCGAGCGAGAACCGGAAAUCGUGACUCUGAUAACGCGAAGCACUUCACCGACUCCGCCUUGCAAUUCGUCAUUUUUGAGAGCAAAAAGGGCCGAAAUGGAGCCCUGUCUAAGACAGGAAGUUCCCAAGCCGAGUUAUCGCCCUUGCAUGGUCAACAGCGAGAUUCAAACGGAAGACCCGAAAAAAACUAGCACCCCGUGGGGCUCGAAGGUGCAGCCACCGAACACCAGGUAUCGGGGUUACAUAAAACCGGAAGAUAAGCCGCCGGAAGAGAAGAAAGAAGCUCCUAGAGUCGGCGGACUGAGCUUUUCCAGGCCGACCGACCUCCCUUUACCACAAAGAACGGCAAAAACGAUCUGUAAAUCCCCUGUAACAGAAACUCCGCCGAAAUCCAAUACGCUGCCUACAUCGGUCCUCACUAAGUCACAAACGCAAGCCUCAGUCAAAUUCCCGGCUCAAGGGCCGAAUAAAGAUUUCAGAAAGUCGAUAUUAAACAUGGAUCUGACGAAAACGACCAAAGCUGAAUCUUCCUCCAGCGAAAGUGAUAGCAGUUCCGAGUCUUCGUCUUCAGAAGAAUCCAGCGACGAAUCGGAAACGACGACGCCCGGCGACUCGAAGAACAAACCGCCCGUGCCCCCGGUGAGGAACGAAUCGAAAACUGCGAUCGCGAAGACGCCGGCGUCUCCUGCACCGGUCAAAGUCACAAUAAAAACGAUUCCAGAACCGGAGAAAACCGUGAAACCAUUCGUACUCAGAAAAUUCGACUCGGGGGAGAGGGCCUGGUGGACGAGCAACAAAGACAUUCCUAAUGCCGCAAACAGUGAGAAAGUACCCGUCAGAUCUGAGGAGGAUGAAAAGAAAUUGUCAAAAACGCCGAGAAUAAAGAGCAUUCAGCCAACCGCUUCCGAAGACGAUUCCAAAAAGAUUCCUAAUUCAAAAUUACUUCAAAAAGUUCCAAGUAGUAUUUCUAUAGGGAAAUCGGAUAGUUCUAAUGUGAAUAUACCAUCAUCAAAAUCGACCAGCGUUAAAGAAGACAGGCCUAAGACUUUACAGCUUAGAAAAUUCGAUUCCAGUGAUGAUCCUUCUUCUGCCGGCAUAAGAGACCCGCAAAACUUGAUGAACGGAGGUUCUUCAGGCGAGCUUAAAGAUAAAACACAGUCUUCUCCAAGCGAGGUUAAACUGAAAUCCAACGCUUUACAAAAAUCGAAGAGCUACGCAGUGAAAACUUUAAGCAAUUCCAAACUCUCCAUAGACGAGAAAAGCUCGAGUAUAUCGAAGAGUAACGAGUUAAUAAAUGACAAGUGCGAUUCGGAAUCGAAAAUCCCUCUCUCCCGGAGCACAAGCGGACUUCAACGCACUGGAAGCAACCUUUCGGACCUCACGAGCGACGAGGAGGUACGGAAACUCGUUAAAACUCCAAGCGCAAAAAAUCUACCCAGAAGUCCGAGUUCUCUCGGCCUCAGCGGGAAACCCCCCAUUAAAAGAUCAGAAUCCAAAGACCAACUCGAACACACACCGGGGUUCAAUAGAAUUCACAAGAAGCUUGGGUCCAAUUCUGAUCUGCCCAACGGCGAAGGAGUCUGGUCACCGACAAGCGGCACAAGGAGGAUGCUGGUCAGGGUUGAAUCCGGCGAGAGGGAUUGGUGGUUGAGCGACGAAGAAAAAGCCGAGCAGAAGAAAAAAGCAAGAAAACCCUCGGAUAAGGUGUGGAUCGGUUCGUUCACGAAUAUUGACCACGUCCUGGGAAAUCAAGCGCCUCCGCCCGCAGCUUUCCGGACUCCUGACAAUUCUUCCGAUGAUUCCGAUUCCUGCGACGACUACUGCUUUGAAGUGAACCCCGACCAAGUCAAGAUACACGACAGCACGGCCAAAGUACCUGUGAUUCAAAAGAGAGGAAGAAAGCUGGACGAUACUGCGCUCCAACUCUACAAAGACGGCGAUUAUGGUUCUUACCUCGAUCUGGACGCUUCUAUCAACGAACAGCAAGAGGAAUUCGAUUCUUUUAACUCCAACAGAAAGAAUUCAAUCGUUCUACGAACGCAGCUUUCAGUGAGGGUUCAUACCAUAAUCGAAAAAUUGUUGAACUCUGAAGGGAGAGAAUUAAGAAGAGCUUUGUUUUCCCUUAAGCAAAUAUUUCAGGAAGAUAAAGAUUUGGUGCAUGAAUUCGUCCAAAAUGAUGGCCUUGCUUGUCUCAUAAAAGUAGGAUCUGAUGCGGAUCAAAACUAUCAAAAUUACAUACUAAGAGCCUUGGGCCAAGUCAUGCUUUAUGUAGAUGGCAUGAACGGAGUGGCUGAGCAUCCAGCAACACUUCAAUGGCUGUACAACCUUGUAUCUUCCAAAUUCAGACUAGUAGUAAAGACGGCUCUUAAAUUGUUGCUUGUGUUCGUCGAAUAUGCUGAGACUAACUGCAUUCUACUUGUAAAAGCAAUCAAAGCUGUUGAUUAUGUUCACACGACUAAAGCUUGGAGCAACGUCAUGGCUUUAAUGAAGGGCUACGAUGCUGCAGAUACCGAACUUUUAAUCUAUUCCAUGACCUUAAUUAAUAAGACUUUAAACGGGUUACCGGACCAAGAUAUGUACUAUGACCAGGUUGACGCUAUUGAAGAACAAGGGAUGGAAUCCAUCAUUCGAAUGUUCAUGGCAAAACAAGGAACUGAUUUGGACCUAUUAAGACAGUUUCAAAUUUACGAGGCUGUUCUUCAUCACGAAGAUGGGGAUGAAAAGGGAACUCCACUACGCCAGUUAGAUGAAACAAUUAGGAAGAUUAUAAUAAACAGGAAAAGCCUAACAAACGGUAAUGUCGAUAGAAGGAAAUCUAGGAGAUUUUCGACAGGAAAUAGUCCAAUAGCAUUGUCGCUGUCCUCCAAGGUUUUAACCGCAACGUCUCCAAUCGCCUCGGAGGAUAUUUACAAAUUAAACGCAGAAGGAGCAGGAAUGACGCCGAGUCUGAGAAGGAGGAGAGAAAGAGCCGAGCGGCAAAAAAGUUUCAUAAGGGAACAGACUCAGGCAAAGGGGCUGCCCAUUGUGAUUUCUGGGUUCGGUUCUCCCUCCGAACAAUCAAAUGGCUAUUCACCCUCUGAAGACAGUAAUAACAAUGAUACAAAACAUCACAACAACACUUCAUAUGAAAACCAAUUUAAUAACAUUAACAAUAAUAAUAAUAAUAAUUUUGAAGGAGUAAAAUUAGAUCUCAUCUCUCAGACGGAUGAAAAAAAAGAUCCUAAGGAAAAUGUGGAUGUGGAAGAUGGCAAAACUAACGGAUACGCUGUCAUGAGAGAAGGCACUGUGAAAGAUCUCACACAAAAAUUAGCGAAUACGCUGAACAGCCCGAGUGAUGAUUCUAAAAACCCUUUUGGAGAUAUGAAAGGAAUAAUAUCUAAAGCAAAAGAAGAAUUGGCAAAAUCGCAAUUGAGAGGAGACUGUCCGAGGAGUCCAACAAGUGCCGAUAUCCUGGCUAGAAAUCAGCCUUUGGAAAUUAAGAAAUCGGAGACUGAACUUCACUGGGAUUCUCUCAAGGAGAAUUCAACAAGAGCACUUCAUCUGAACGACCUGGACUUUACAGACCUCGCUAGUGAUGAGGAAAGGGAUUUAUUGGCUCCAGCCGGCAUCGGUAACGGUGCUCCUCCUCCACCACCGCCGAUCAUCGCCCCUCCACCCGCACUCUGCCCACCUCCGUCCAUCGGUGGUCUUCCACCACCCCCUGCACCGAAUCUAAAUCAAACUUCAUCAAAGAAAACUAAAAAAACAUUAAAGCUGUUUUGGAAGGAAGUGAGAGAUGAUCCUAUCGUAUUGGCAAAAAUGAGCAAUGAACGUCUUCUCUGGGAUGAAUUAAGUACCGUUGCUAUCGACACACAAAAACUGGAACAUUUAUUUGAAUCUAGGGCUAAAGAUCUGAUAACAAAGGAGAAACAGCAAGAAAUGAACAAAAACAAAGAAGUGAUCGUGUUAGACCACAAGAGAUCAAAUGCAAUUAACAUAGGAAUGACGAAACUCCCGCCUCCGCGUUCAAUAAAAACGGCAAUCUUGAAAAUGGAUGCAACUAUUAUGAAUAGAGAAGGGAUCGAGAAAUUGUUAACUAUGCUGCCGACAGAAGAGGAAAGGUCGAAAAUUCAAGAAGCACAAUCUGCAAAUCCUGAAUUGCCCCUCGGCAGUGCGGAACAAUUUCUUCUGACUUUAGCUUCAAUAUCGGAACUCCCUGCACGUCUAAAGCUCUGGGCUUUUAAACUCGAUUACGAGAACCUGGAAAAGGAAAUAGCAGACCCUCUAAUGGAUUUAAAACAGGGAAUGGAAACGCUUAAAGUCAAUAAGACUUUCAAAGCUAUUUUAGGAACUCUUCUUUCGAUUGGAAUCUUCCUCAAUGGAUCUGAAGUAAAAGGAUUUCAAAUAGAAUAUUUAUCAAAAGUUCCAGAAGUAAAAGAUACAGUUCAUAAGCACACGCUUUUACACCAUCUCUGUCAUAUGGUCAUGGAAAAAUUCCCAGACUCGACUGACUUAUACUCAGAGAUCGGCGCCGUAACAAGGGCUUCCAAAGUAGAUUUUGAAGAAUUGGCUGCCAACAUAAACAAAAUGGAACAAGAGUGCAAAGCAUCUUUUGAUCAUUUAAAAGUAAUAUCCAAGCAUGACGGGACGACAAGUAUGAAACUGAAAGUUUCAGAUUUUCUGGCUGACUGUGCCGAGAGGAUAAUCGUUAUAGACAAAAUUCAUCGGAGAGUCAUCCAUAGAUUUCACAAAUUCUGUUUCUGGCUAGGCAUUCCGAUGCAUCGAGUGGGAGUGACCAAGCCGAACGAACUCUGCCGAAUAAUUUCAGAAUUUGCCCUCGAAUACAGGACGACGAGAGAAAGGGUGAUCCAGCAGCUGGAAAAGAAGGCCAGCCACAGGGAGAGGAAUAAAACCAGAGGAAAGAUGAUAACCGAGGUCGGCAAGUUUAAAAGUCAUGAAGACAAAAAAGAUGCAGAAUUAAAAGAGCUUUUAGGCAAUGGAAAUGUCGACGGUAAAGAAUCAAAGACAACGCUCCAAGGCACACCAUUAUGGAGGAGGACCAAAAGAGAUUCUGUUUUAGCCAUCAGCCCUUCUGUCGAUGGGAGUAAUGGUAAUCUGACAGACGGAGAUGAUGAAAUUCUUGAAACCCUCGUCAAGACUGCAACCAAAUCUGUUGCAAGGACAACUCCAAGAGAAAGGAAAAGGACGCGAAAUGCAGACCGUAAAUCCUUGGUGAAACGGUCAAGAACAAGAGAAAAUCUUGUCAGCACCAGCCCAGUUAGCAGAUGAGGAGAACAUUGAGGAACGGGCUAUCAGAAGAAGACAGAAAACAUCUUGCUGCUUACAUUAAAGGCUAUUAAAAUUUACCAUACUUUUAAAACAAUUAAAUUUGCUUGAAGUGACAAAUGACACACAAAUGAAUUAACAUUUAAAGAAUGGAUCGAGGAUAAAAUGGAAGUAAAGGUAAAAGAUAAAAAGUUCCUUUUUUAUAAGAGUUGUGUAAGAUGAAAUGUAUCUUAAAACAAAUGAAAAGCAAAUGAAAUAUAAGAAUAAAGAACGGCUGUCCAAAAUAAUUUGAAACUUUGUGAUAUUAACUUGUUUAUUUGUAAGAGAGUUUUCUCAGACUUUGUUCAUUUUUAAAUUGUUAUGUAUGAAU